AUGGCCAUGAAUAUAUGUGCCCUCAUUAUCGCUGGCCUUGUCUCAAGCGUAAUCUCCUUUGCUUCUGCCACACCAGGAACAGCCACUUUCUAUUCAAGUUAUACACCAUCGGCAUGUUAUGGCAAUCAGAACCACGGGGUGAUGGUAGUUGCAGCCAGUGAUCCUCUCUGGAACAAUGGAGCCGUAUGCGGCAAACAGUUCAAAGUGACAUGCACUGGGCCAACAAAUGCCGUGCCACAACCUUGCACUGGCAAAACUGUGUGGGUGAAGGUUGUUGAUCACUGUCCGGGGUGUGGAGGAACCCUAGAUCUCUCGAGAGAAGCCUUUGCCACCAUUGCCAACCCGGUGGCCGGAAUAGUCAAGAUUGAUUACCAACAGUACUGA
Cornus florida is the source of this 384-nucleotide messenger RNA. Its product is annotated as putative EG45-like domain containing protein 1. Bases 1 to 384 code for a protein of 127 amino acids. Gene Ontology annotation, biological process: systemic acquired resistance. The transcript is spliced from 2 exons. The record is from RefSeq and is a predicted model, not a curated record. Lineage: Eukaryota; Viridiplantae; Streptophyta; Magnoliopsida; Cornales; Cornaceae. Gene Ontology annotation, cellular component: cell wall; apoplast.